Megalops cyprinoides (Indo-Pacific tarpon) is the source of this 2757-nucleotide messenger RNA. RefSeq names its product coiled-coil domain-containing protein 40-like. Gene Ontology annotation, biological process: heart looping; epithelial cilium movement involved in determination of left/right asymmetry; axoneme assembly. Bases 1 to 2757 code for a protein of 918 amino acids. The record is from RefSeq and is a predicted model, not a curated record. NCBI's taxonomy places the organism in Eukaryota, Metazoa, Chordata, Actinopteri, Elopiformes, Megalopidae. The transcript has 17 exons. Gene Ontology annotation, cellular component: cilium; cytoplasm.
AUGGCCGAAGCGCAUAGAGACGAGCUUUUCCCCGCUCCUGGGGGGCUGAAUCCCGCCAAUCCACCCUUAGAGGCCGGCGGGAACGAGGAAGGCAUGGCCGCCAAAAUGGGAGGAGACAGAGAGGUGGAGAUGCCUGCGGUGGACGACAUAGACGAUGAGCUGCUGGUGCUGGACCCUGAACACCCUCUGAUGAAGGGCUUCCAGUCCUCUUUGAAGAAUCACCUGGAGAAGCAGCUGGAGAAGGUGGACAUGGAGCUUCGAGAGCUGAGGGCCAUGGAGCGCGCGGAGGGUGACGGCAGAGUGGAUCUGGGCGUGGAGCUGUAUAAGGUGCAGGACGAGCUGAACAAACUGCAGACCAAGCUGAAGGGCCAGCAUAAGUCCAACAAGCAGGCCGCCUCCCAGCGUCUGCAGGCCCAGGACCACCUGGAGGGCGUGCGGCAGAAUUACCGCACCGCCAUGGCGCAGACCAGCCAGCAGAGGGGGCAAGUGUCCCAGCUGCAGACGGAGGUGGACCAGAUGGCCGUGCGGCUGCUCUACAUGCAGGGUGCCGACGCAGACCUGCGCUCAGACAUCGCCGCCGUGCAGACUGCCUCCCGCAAGGGCCAGGCCGAGAAGCUGCGAGCCGCCGAGCAGAAGAACGUCCAGGACCUGUAUGUGGAGCGUCUGACACAGCAGCUGGAGCGGCUGGUGGAGCAGGGGGCGCUGUAUGACGUCCAGGCCGCGUCGCAGACUGUGGAGACGCAGGUGGCCCAGGAGGCUCUGUCUGAGGCUCAGACGGAGUUGGACGCGCUCUUGGUGGAGCAGAAGCAGCUGCUGCAGCAGUGGAAUAACAGUCUGCACGGCGUGAGGAAGCGCGACGAGGCCUACACCACCAUGCAGGAGGCGCUGCGGGGCGUGCGGGACCAGGUGCGGUCGCUGGACACGGAGAUCGAGGGCUUUAACAGGUCCAUCAUGGAGGAGGAGGAGCGUAACGAGCGGCUGACCGUGCUGCUGAACCGCGCCCAGCUCGACUGCGCCACCUCCCGCAAGCUGAUGAACCGCAGCCAGAGCCAGCAGGAGGCGCUGCUGGCCAAGCACAGCACCUACACCCGCAUGCUGCAGGAGACCGAGCACACGCUGGCCCAAGUGAAGGGGGACUGCUCGGCGCGCCAGGCCGAGGUCGCCGCCCUGCGGUCGCAGAUGGACAGGGAGAUGGCCGUCCGCCGCGAGCUGGAGGAGAAGAUCAUGUCCAAGAUGCAGGAGCAGCUGACGCACGACCAGGCCGCCAAGUACUCACGGCGACAGAUCGAGAAGAUCGCUGCGCAGAAGAAGGAGAGGGAGCUGCAGCUGGCCCUGCUGGAGGAUGAGAUGGCGCAGGUGAUGUUGGAGUGCACGGAGGUGAGGCUGCGUCUGGGCUCUCUGGAGCGGGCGCUGGCCGAGGUGGAGCAGGAGACGAGCCGGCAGCAGGAGCUGCUGGCCCACAGCGAGGCGGAGAUCAGCCGGCAGGCCGUGCUGCUGGAGCGCAAGCAGGCCGCCAUCGCCAGCCUCAACAAGAAGAUCGCCGACAUGAGCACUAAGGCGAGUACCGCUCACGAGGACCUGGGCGGUUUGGAGAUCCGGGUGCAUAAGCUGACUAAGGAGCUGGAGGAGGUGGAGUCGGAGGUGCAGGGGCAGCAGCAGGCCUGGCUCAGGCAGCAGGAGGAGCUGGUGAGGCUGAACCAGGAGAAGCAGACGCAGAGCUCCGCCCUGCUGGCCCUGCAGGCCAAGCUCACCACCCUGCAGCAGAAGAAGGUUCGCACAGAGGGUGAGAUUCAGCAGGAGCAGAGGGAGCAGGCGGAGGUGGAUCGGCACAUGAACAGCCUGAUGCUGGACAUCGUGAAGCUCAACGCUGUGCUGAACAAGAACAGCCAGCAGCGCGAGGCCCUGGAGCAGAGCAACGCCCUGAUGGAGAGCGACUUCCUCAGCCGCCUCAAGGAUGCUGAGAGGGAGUCCAUCACUAUGCAGAUGAAUUUUGACAAGAUCCAAGAGGAGAAGGACAUUCUGCUCAACAGUCUGGUGGAGGCAGAGCGGCAGGUCUUGCUUUGGGAGAAGAAGACCCAGCUUGUGAGGGAGACACAGAUGGCAGUGAGAGAGGAGAUCGGUCAGGGAGACAUUCACUUCCUCAAGGCUGAGAUUCACCGCAUGGAGGUGCGGUACGAGCAGCUGAUGAAGCAGCAGGGCCGGCUGCUGAGGGAGAUGGAGGCGGUGGUGGCUCGGCGCGAGGCCAUCGAGCUGCACAGCGAGGCCCAGGCGCGCUCCAGCAGCAAGCGCCACGCCCAGUCCGACCCCCACAGCGCGCUUCAGAACCUGCGCAGGAGGGUACAGGACACGCAGAAGAAGUCAAAGGAGUGCGACUGUGUGAUUGACGAGCUGCUGGACACCCAGCGCAGUCUGAGGAGCAGCCUCAAUGAGAAGAAGCAGCAGCUGGACGAGCUGCGCAGCUCCAACGACGCCAUGACCUCAGAGCUGCGCAGUCAGCAGGACACAAAGGAGAAGAACCGGGCGCGGCUGAUCGCCCUGCAGGCCCGGGCGAAGCAGCUGCAGGCGGUGCGGGACGGGCGGUACCGCUCGCUGUCCAGCAGCAUCGGCUCGGCGCCCGAGACCGCCGCUCAGCGCCUGGAGGAGAGGCUGCAGAACGUCAACGCCAUCGUGCAGCACAUCUACCAGGAGUCCCCCGAACACCAGGGGGCGCUGCGCCGCCUCACCCUGGCCUUCGCGGCCCGCAGGGAGUACAUCUGA